This is a messenger RNA of Miscanthus lutarioriparius, 1794 nucleotides long. The record is from the annotation of a GenBank genome assembly. Lineage: Eukaryota; Viridiplantae; Streptophyta; Magnoliopsida; Poales; Poaceae.
AUGGCCGCCGCACCCUCCACGCUCAACAUGGCCUCCGUCCUCCUACUGCUGCUUCUCUUCUCCGUUCACUGGCCGGGCCGCAGCCACGCUUUCAGCCUCAUGAACUACCUCUGCAACAACGGCAGCUCCUACGCCAUCAACUCCACCUACCGCUCCAACGUCGUCGCGCUCCUCGGGUCCCUGUCUGCCAACGCGUCCAGCUCCGUCGUAGGCUUCGCCACCGGCACGCUCGGCCACGCCCCAGACCAGACGUGGGGGCUCGCGCUCUGCCGCGGCGACGUCAACGGCAGCGGCUGCGCGUCCUGCCUCGCGCUCGCGCCGGACAUCGCCUUCGGCAACUGCAGGGGCGUCAGGGACGUGUCCAUCUACUACGACCGCUGCCUCCUCCGGUACUCGGACACGGACUUCCUGGCCAGCCCGGGCGACGCCUCGGCGCCGGUGCAGUAUGGCACCAACCUGCAGUGCACGCCCAACCAGGCUCCCGAGGCGUGCCUGACGUGCCUCGGCAGACUCAAGGACGAGAUGCCGGCCGUGUUCAACGGCUCAACCGGCGGCCAGUUCAACGCGGUGUGGUGCAACCUGAGAUUCGAGGUAUUCCUCUUCUACGACAGCAGCCCGGUAGUGAAGCUUGUUGCACCUCCGUUGACGCCUGCUCCGUCAGGUGCAGCAGUCCACGACGAUGCAAAGAGGACAAGGGGAGCAGGAAAUGCAGCAACAGUAGUGGCCAUUGUUCUUGGGGUCCUACUUGUCAUCCUUCUGUCCACGUUCAUGAUGUAUCUCUGGAGAAAAGCACAAGUAAAACAAUAUGCGGAGGAAGCUGACGAUUCCGGGUCGCUCCUCUUUGACCUGGCAACACUGAGGAGGGCAACUACAAAUUUUGCCGAAGAGAAUAAGCUUGGACAUGGAGGCUUUGGCGCGGUAUACAAGGGUUUCUUGGCUGAUGGACGGCAAAUCGCCGUGAAGAGGCUGGACAAGGCUUCAGGGCAAGGCCUGAAAGAGCUGAGGAACGAGCUGCUGCUGGUCGCCAAGCUUCGGCACAACAAUCUUGCAAAGCUUCUCGGCGUUUGCUUGAAGGGACAGGAGAAGCUGCUUGUCUACGAGUACAUGCUUAAUCGAAGCCUGGACACCUUCCUUUUUGUCCCUGAGAAGCGUCCAUUGUUAGACUGGGAGACAAGGUACCGCAUACUGUAUGGGACUGCACGAGGCCUGCUGUACCUCCACGAGGAUUCGCAAAUCAGAAUCGUCCACCGCGAUCUGAAGGCCAGCAACAUCCUGCUCGACGCCGACAUGAACCCGAAGAUCUCCGAUUUCGGGCUGGCAAGGCUCUUCAGCGCCGACAAGACUACCACCAUCACGAGCCAAAUUGUCGGAACGCUAGGAUACAUGGCGCCAGAGUAUGCAGUUCUUGGGCAACUGUCGGUGAAGCUUGACGUUUACAGCCUCGGCGUCCUGAUCCUGGAGAUCAUGUGGGACCACUGGGUCAGAGGCACCACGCUGGAGGCCGUGGACCCGUCCUUGGACCGCCAGGCCCCGGAGACGGAGAGCGAGGUGGUCAAGUGCAUCCAUCUCGGGCUGCUCUGCGUGCAGGAGAACCCGGUGGACCGCCCGACCAUGCUCGACGUCCUCGUCAUGCUGCACGGCCAAUCGUCAGGAUUUGCGGCACCGUCGAAGCCGGCCUUCGCCUUUGCGUACGGGGAGACGAUGAGCUCUGAUGAGCGGCGUGAUGUGUCUUCUGCUGCUGCUGCUCCGUUCUCUUUGAACGGCAUGUCCGUGUCGGAGUUCCAGCCAAGAUAG